Messenger RNA from Rubroshorea leprosula, 932 nucleotides. The record is from the annotation of a GenBank genome assembly. NCBI's taxonomy places the organism in Eukaryota, Viridiplantae, Streptophyta, Magnoliopsida, Malvales, Dipterocarpaceae.
GGGAAUUAAAACAGGGUGAGCUGGAUGACCAUGAAAAACUAGUUUCAGUGCUUCGACAAGUAGAGAUCGUCAUCUCCGCAGUUCCAAUCCCUCAAUACCUUAAGCAACUCAAUAUUAUACAAGCCAUGAAAGAUGCUGGCACCAUCAAGAGGUUUGUUCCUUCUGAGUAUGGAAACGAAGCAGACAGAGUGACAGCUCUUCCACCUUUCGAGGCAAUGCUCUCCAACAAAAGAAAGAUCCGACGAGCCACGGAGGCGGCUGGACUCUCGUACACGUUCAUCUCCGCCAACUCAUUUGCACUGUACUUCGUUAACUAUUUGCUCCAUCCAGAGGAGAAAGACCACCAAGUCAGCAUAUAUGGAAGUGGAAAAGCAAAAGCCGUACUAAAUUAUGAAGGAGAUGUAGCAACUUACAUAGUCAUGGCAGCUACAGAUCCGAGAGCAGCCAACCGGCUUGUUAUCAUAAGGCCUCCGAACAAUGUUGUAUCUCAACUGGAUUUGAUAUCUUCUUGGGAGAAAAAAACUGGGAGAAACAUCAAAAGAGUUCAUGUUCCUGAGGAGGAAAUCAUAAAGCAAACUAAGACAUUGCCUAGUCCGCAGAACAUGCCGCCCGCGAUCCUGCACAACAUAUUUGUGAAAGGCGAUCAGACGAGUUUUGAGCUAACUGAGGAAGAUUUGGAGGCGUCGGAGUUAUACCCUGACUACAAGUAUACUUCAGUGGAUAGGCUUCUUGAUGUGUUUCUGAUUAAGCCCCCUAGGAAGCCUAAGCUUGCAUCCUUCUGAGUGUAGAAAACUAUAAUGUUAUGUCACCGGUGAAAUAGUUACAAUAAAGACCGUCAUGUUGUUGGAGUAGCGUGUACCAAAUGAUAGCGAGAAUAACAAUCCAAUAAUAAAAUUAUAUAUCUUGUGUACUAAUUAAUGGUCCCAUUUGGG